Molecule: messenger RNA, 597 nt
Organism: Linderina pennispora
Lineage: Eukaryota; Fungi; Kickxellomycota; Kickxellomycetes; Kickxellales; Kickxellaceae
Exons: 1
Coding region: 1-597 (198 amino acids)
Source: RefSeq, a predicted model, not a curated record
AUGCCCCAGCCGACUCAUCCCACACACCACCUGCGCACUAUGACAGAUGGUGAGGGUGAGACUCUGCUGAUCGACGAGGCCAACGAAAACCUGGGCGUAUUCAUUGCCGGGUACGACGGCAUUGACGGUAUCUACGACAAGCAUAAUGUUGACACUGCGUCGGGCACCAUGACCUGGGCCGACAUCCAUGACGGCGUCUACGCAGUAAUCGACCUCGCCCACCCGAACCACCACACAGUGUUCAACUCUGCUGGAUCUCCUAUUGAGACUGCGAGCUACGCGCUGUCCUCGGCUCCGUACAAGACCGAGCCCACACACCACUUGCGCACCUUCACUAACCACAAGAGCGAGACACUGCUUAUUGACUAUGCUGUCACUGAUGCUGCCGUCCUCGAGAUUGGCGUUGAGGGCAUCGACGGUAUUUAUGAUGCUGACGAUGCCGAGCCGCACUCAGGUACCGACACCUGGAUCAACGACUAUGAUGGCGUUAUGGCUGUCAUCGAUUACGCGCAUCCCAACUUUUAUACCGUCUUUGACACCGACGGCAAGCCCAUUGAGACUAUCAGCUACCCGCUGCCAACUCGCACCCAUGCCUAA